UCAUUUUUGGGAGAGAAUGUGGCUGAUUGGGGUCUUUGUGCUCUGCCUGAUAUCCCCAGUACCUGGUCUCUCCCCGGCACAGAGGGAGAUUUCCGCAGCGUUGGGGUCCCAGGUCCUGAUUCCCAUGGAGAUCGAGCUGCGGAGGGAUUCUUCACGAUGUGACGAGUUUACAUGGAAAUACCGGUAUAAAAAUGAUUUUAAGGCAUCGCUCCUGGCAAAAUCUAGAAACUGCAGAGAGCCAACAGUACAGAGACUGCGGAUCUCCGAGAACGGGAGCCUGGAGAUACCGGACGCAGCCAGAGAGGAUUCUGGGAUCUAUACAGUGGAAGUGCAUGAUUCUGGGGGCAAAUUAAUACACAGCGCAAACUACACAUUAUAUAUACAGGCUCCAGUGUCAGAUCCGCUCCUGAGGGUCUCUUGCCGUCCGGAUGGCAGCGCUGAGAUCUCCUGCCGGGUCCAGAACGGAUCAGAUCCGACAUACUCACUGAGUGUGAAUGGAAGGUUAGAGCUGGAUUCUGUCUCCUCAGUGAGUGGGAGUGGAGUUAACAUCACAGUGUCCUCAGCCCCCCCGUGGAAUAUCAGCUGUUCAGUGAGGAACCGGAUCAGUGAGAGAAAUUCCAGCCUGAUUUCCGAGUCCUGCCCCGUUCCUGUGUCAGUUCCUGAUAUCAGGGUCUCCUGUGCUCCGGAGGGCAGUGCUGAGAUCCGCUGCUCGGUACAGAAUGGGUCGGAUCCGCGGUUCUCCUGGAGCUGGAACGGGGAGGCCAUUCAUGGAAAUUCCAACUCGUCACGGGGCCAGAUAUUCCUGCCAGCUCCGGUGUCCGGAAACAUCAGCUGCACCGCGAGAAACACCGUGAGCGACAACAAUGACACGACCAGCAUCUUCUGUCCAGUUCCAGUGUCAGAUCCGCUCCUGAGGGUCUCUUGCCGUGCGGAUGGCAGAGCUGAGAUCUCCUGCUGGGCCCAGAACGGAUCAGAUCCGACAUACUCACUGAGUGUGAAUGGAAGGUUAGAGGUGGAUUCUGUCUCCUCAGUGAGUGGGAGUGGAGUUAACAUCACCGUGUCCUCAGCCGCCCCAUGGGAUAUCAGCUGCUCAGCGAGGAACCGGAUCAGUGAGAGACAUUCCAGCCUGAUUUCCGAGUCCUGCCCCGAAACCUGUGCUAUGACCUGUCUGACCAAGUCAGUCCUUGGUGGCUGCGUUACACUGUUUGUGACAACCGUGCCACUCGUUGUGGUUUGUUUGCACCCCAUGCGAAAACCGAAAGGGAAUCCGUGAACCGCGGGAAUGGAGUCCGUGAUAAAAUGCUAAACAUGUUGAAACGAGACGCAUGUCAAUAAAACAAAUGACACAAAA
Spea bombifrons (plains spadefoot toad) is the source of this 1351-nucleotide messenger RNA. Its product is annotated as hepatocyte cell adhesion molecule-like. The transcript has 6 exons. Bases 17 to 1273 code for a protein of 418 amino acids. The record is from RefSeq and is a predicted model, not a curated record. Lineage: Eukaryota; Metazoa; Chordata; Amphibia; Anura; Pelobatidae.